Messenger RNA from Armigeres subalbatus, 2881 nucleotides. Its product is annotated as T-box protein H15-like. Gene Ontology annotation, biological process: regulation of transcription by RNA polymerase II; positive regulation of DNA-templated transcription; cell fate specification. The record is from RefSeq and is a predicted model, not a curated record. Gene Ontology annotation, molecular function: DNA-binding transcription factor activity, RNA polymerase II-specific; RNA polymerase II cis-regulatory region sequence-specific DNA binding. Gene Ontology annotation, cellular component: nucleus. The coding region runs from base 902 to 2548 and encodes 548 amino acids. The transcript has 7 exons. Lineage: Eukaryota; Metazoa; Arthropoda; Insecta; Diptera; Culicidae.
CUGGAGUUUAGUUUGCACAAGUACGCCCUAAGGCCUGCAUACACGCGGCUAUCGCCGAGACACGCGGGUGUGUAGUUGUUAAAGCGAUCCUGACAAAGGGCUUCGCCGCGUGGAAUCGCGGCCAGUCAACAUUUCGCGAGUUUGCUUUGCGUCCACUUCUCGGCUGGCGGUUUCUUCUCUUUUGUUUCUUUUCGCCGUCGUCAUCAUCGCUGCCGCUGAUCGACUUGUCACAGACCCUGGUGCCGUUUUCUUGUUCUCUUUUCUCCGCGCGCGUCGUCGUCGUGAAAUGGGUUCCAGCGAGAUUCUCGACGUGUUGUUUUUUGUAUCAAUCGCACGGCGCGGCCAUAUGCAUUCCGGUGCAGCAGUUCGAUCCCGGUGCUACUGGCGCGCGUUGAUUGUUUAGCGGAAUCGCUCGUCGUCGUUGUUUUCGCCUUCUGACGUUGGUUUUUUUGUUGUCAUUGUCCCAAAGUCCUGACGUGUGAGUCGAGUGUGGAAAUCGUGAGAAAAUUGAUUUUUUUUUUCGUCAAACUGCGUCCCUCCAUAUCUUCUGGAUCUACUGCUGCCGUUUCUCGCGUGAAGAAUCUUUUACUUGUUUUCGUGACAUGUUUGCCAUGCUGAGUGGUGAAGUCAUGCUGUCAAGAAAUUUUAACGCGGUGUGACUAUUCUGGAAGAUCAAAAUAAAAAAUAAAAACACAUCUAUCUAAAAAAAAACAAGUUGAGAGAAGAAGAUUCUCAGAACGGUCUCAAAAUUGAUACCUCAAAUCCCCUACGCCUGAGUGGUGGCUUUCGAGCAACAGAAGCAAUAGCCAGGCAGGAAGAAGCAAGUGGUACCAGUGCUAAUCUCGGAAGCAUAAUCAGUGAACAGAUAAGUGAAUUUCGGAACAGGCUGGCAACGGCCGCAAUGCUGCUAGGAACGCAGAAUCCGGCGGCAAUGGCGGCGGCAGCGGCAGCAGCAGCUGCUGCCAUAGCUGCCUCCAAGGGGGGUGCCAAUGGGGGCACUGGUACAGGGUUGGGUUCCGGUUCCGGUGUCGGUGGUGGUGCGACGGACUUUUCGAUAGCAGCCAUAAUGGCGCGAGGGGCAGCCGCGGCAGCAGCAGCGGCCGUAUCGGUAAAUGCACGAGCUAACGGAAGUGCCGGCGGUGGGAGCUCCAGUCGAGAGCCAUCGGAGCGUAGCAUAAGUCCUAUCUCGGUCGAUCGAUUCCCGGAAGGGGACGAUGACGUCGAUGUUGAUGUCGAACAGUGCAGUGAUUCGGAAGCGCCUUCGCGGGGCUCCAACCGAGCGUCGCAGUCGCGGGCCACGGGGACACCGUCGGACGAGGAACGUCUGACGCCGGAACCUGCCACGACCAAAAACAACAUCGUUGGCACUUGCAAUUCGGAUGACCUUCGUCCAGUGCAGUGUCAUCUGGAAACGAAAGAAUUAUGGGAUAAGUUUCACGAUCUUGGAACGGAGAUGAUAAUCACCAAAACGGGACGACGAAUGUUUCCGACGGUGCGCGUUUCAUUUUCCGGCCCUCUGAGGCAGGUCACCCCGGCCGAUCGGUAUGUCGUCCUGAUGGACAUCGUGCCGCUCGAUAAUCGACGCUAUCGCUAUGCGUACCAUCGAUCUUCCUGGCUGGUGGCAGGAAAGGCAGAUCCUCCACCGCCGCCCCGGCUGUACGCCCAUCCGGAUACGCCACUCGGUGCGGAAGCCUUGAGGAAACAGGUCAUCUCGUUCGAGAAGGUUAAGCUGACCAACAACGAGAUGGAUAAGAAUGGUCAAGUAAGUAUCGUUCUAAACUCGAUGCAUCGGUAUCAGCCGCGAAUUCACUUGGUUCGCCUCGGACCCGGCCAGCAGAUGCCUAGCAGUCCGAAAGACCUGCAGGACGUAGACCACAAGUCGUACGUCUUUCCGGAGACGGUUUUCACGGCCGUGACUGCCUACCAGAAUCAGCUCAUCACCAAGCUCAAAAUCGAUUCCAAUCCAUUCGCCAAAGGAUUCCGGGAUUCGUCCCGGUUGACGGAUUUUGACAGUUUCCCCAGCAUAGACCCCAUGGAAGCCCUCCUGCUCGAGCAACACCUCCGGGCACCCCUUCGCCUAUUUCCCGAUCCCCUGCUAGCCCAGUUUGCCGCCGCUCCUGGACAAGAAAUGGACGGAGCCCAUGUAGCCCUGCUGGAGAAAGCUCGCCAACACCUGCAGAUGUGGGGUCGCUCCCCCUACAACGAUCUCCUACUGCCGCAGAUGUACCAACGACCGCCGCAGAUGAAUCUCGGCAGCUUCUGGCAAGGUCAACCUUGGCCCCAGCAGAUUCCACCAGCUGCAUUCCUACAAAGUGCUGCAGCGGCAGCCGCCGCAUCCGUAUCGUCAGCUUCAACUCCACCACCUCCGCUGGCACAUUCGACGGUUUCUACGCCCUCGUCCAGCUCGGGGUCUCCCUCGCCGUCGGACAUGCGAGCCAAACACUUCGGUAGUCGGUUCAGCCCGUACCAGAUACCGCCACAGCACGUGUCCGCGGCGCUCAGCCAACCACAGCAGCCACCUGCUUCGCCACGGACUUCACCGAAUUAAAAUAGGAAUAGUUUCUGUUUCGAAUCCUUGUGUAAAUAAGAUCCAGUUCUGUCGAUCGCUGUUAUUUAUUUAGUUUCUUUUAUUCUAUGUUGACACGAAUCUCUGCCGCAAGUCGAUGGGUGCGCGUUCAAAUUGUUGUUCGAUUUAUUGAAAGUGUAAUUUAUUUUUAGUUCAUUUUAAACCUAGGCAACUGAUUGAUGGUACUAUUAUCUAGCAACUAGCGAAACGUGAUUGAAAAUGGCACACCAGUUGUGAUGCAAAACCCACUAAUGAUCGAAUUUUCAUGUACAUAACUGAGCGGGAAAUAAAUCAUGCUAUGAGUUCAAUAUUUUA